AUGACUGAAAGAUCCGAGAACCAAGGUGCCGUCCAAACGAAUGGAACAUCAGAGAACCAAGCACAGAAAUCGAACUAUAACUCUCGGUCCAACAAAAGUUUCAGGCAAGAGGAAAGGAUAUUGCGAAUGAUGGAGAACUCAGUCGUACGCCUUAAAAAUGGCACCAGAUUCUACCCAUGGCGAAUGAUUCCUGGGCGUGAAAACGAAUGGUACCGAGAGAUUUUUGACGCCAUCGUCUGGAUCCAUAGUCACAAAGAUCAUCCGCAAGUUCAAGUGCGUUAUACUGCAGCGCGUUCGGUCUGGCUGUCUCACAGGGCAAGUGCGUCGGUUCUUCUAUUUCCUUUCAGAGACUUUCGCAAUGGUGGUUCUGGGAUUCGAGGAUUCGGAGUUCAAACAGAUCCUGUGCCAGAUCACACGAAGCUCGGCACGCUGAGGAACUCCACCUCCAGAGCCACUGUUCGACCCUCUUUCUUGGAUCUAGAUGGAUUGAAGCGUAGACCUGGGCGCUUGUCCUUAGUCCGCAACAGCGAGAAUCUCAGGACCGGUAAUGAAGCACAGGAUGAGGAGUACUUUCCUAUAAAGCGACAUCGUAUACAUUCCACACAGAGUUCACAACCGCUUCCAUCACAGUCUUACAGCGGUGCCCGGGCCGCGAUUCCGAGCAGCGCGCCUCCAGAUUUAUUUCCCACGGCGAAUACGACAAUAACGACUGCCAAAUACUCCUCCAUGACUAAACACAGGAUUCGCUCACGCCAGACCCUGCCUGUCGCCAAUCAGUCCGAGUCCCGUACGAUGGGUCCCAAAAGAGCAAGGAAUAAGAGGGAACACUUCACGCCCAAGGGUGACGUCAGGAAGCUGGGAGAGCUGAUCACAGACUUUGCAACCGGUAGCAAGCUUCUAGACCGCAGCAAUACCGAUGCCCGCCGAGCAGUCGCCACCGUCUUCAUCACAUGCAUGAUCAAAGUGCGGGUCGGACAAGAUCAAGCAUAA
Dissoconium aciculare CBS 342.82 is the source of this 990-nucleotide messenger RNA. RefSeq lists its product as uncharacterized. The coding region runs from base 1 to 990 and encodes 329 amino acids. The record is from RefSeq and is a predicted model, not a curated record. The transcript has a single exon. NCBI's taxonomy places the organism in Eukaryota, Fungi, Ascomycota, Dothideomycetes, Mycosphaerellales, Dissoconiaceae.